UUGACGCAGCACCGAUGUUCACUUCCGUAAACAGACGGUGUUCUUCCUCUUGUGAAGAUGGUGCUCACACACGCGUUUGCUUACUUACAACAUAGACGGACAUUCAUGUUCAAAACAUUUUAAAUCCUUCCCAAAAAGCAGUAACAUUAAUGUUUAACGUUAAUGACGUUAAUAACAACGGAACCAGCUCGUGUUUCGCUCUUCUAGCGUACAGUUAGCUUCACAGUAGCAAAACAAGCCUUAUUUUCCAUGAGAGCAGUGAAAUAUGGAGAUAGAUGGUCGGGACUUUUUGAACAGUCCUCCUAUGAAGACUGUCAGGUUUGGAGGCACUGUUGCUGAAACAUUAGCUAAACACAAACAGGGAGACUCGGGUGACUACGAGCUGUUGAAACACCAGCUGGCUGAUCCUGAGAUAAAGGAUGCCCAGAUCAUCAGCUGGCUACAAGAAUUUCGGAGUUGUGUGACCCAGCUUACCAAAGACCAUGAACAGCUCAUCUACACUGUGUUGAGGCUUCCCUGGGUGGGUCGGAGCCAGCCUGUGGUGGAGGAGUACAUGGCCUUCCUCAGUAACCUGGUGUCAGCACAGACUGUCUACCUGUGUGCCUGCCUCAAGAUGGUGGUCUCCCACUUCACUCCCAAGCGAGUGACCAUCUGUGAAGGAGGAGUCGAUAUCUCUGAUUCGGAUGAUGAAGAUGAGAACCUCCCCAGGAACUUUGACCAGUGUCACCAGGCGUUGCAGCUCAUUACCAAAUAUGUUCCAUCCACAAGUCGCUUUCUGAUGCCCAUUCUGCAAGAGAACUUCCCCUUCAUACAGAAAUCCUCCAGAACACUGGAGUAUUACGUCCACAACCUCCUGAGAGUGACCGUGUACAUUCCGUCCAUUCGACGAGAUGUUCUGGAGCUCAUCAUUGGAAAGACGCUCAAACUGGAUGUGAGUGCAUCCCGCUCAGACAUUGAGGAAGCAGAAGAGAACGCGGUGCAGGACCAGCAGGCAGAGGAGCGCACUGAGGAGGGACUCUUUGACAUGGAUGAAGAUGUGCCAGCAGCUCACCCCUCUAGGACUGUGAUGGCACACCCGGUGGCUGAGAGGCUGGACAGUCUCAUGGCUGUUCUGUUGGCUUACAUCAAGGAUGUCUGCCAUCUCAAUGGCUCUUUUCAUGUGGAAAGGACGAAGGAGCUGUACAGAGAACUGUUGAGUGUGUUUGACAAGCUCAUUCUGCCAACACAUGCUUCCUGUCAUGUCCAGUACACACUCUUUUACCUCUGCAGCUUCAGACUGGCCCUGGCAGAGGCCUUCCUGGAUCACCUGUGGAAGAUCCUGCAGAAUCCCUCUCAGCCUGCUGUCCUCCGCCAGGCUGCUGCAGGAUACAUGGGAAGCUUCCUGGCCCGAGCCAAGUUCGUCCCCGUGCUCACCGUGCGGGCUUGUCUGGACCUGCUGCUCUCGUGGAUCCAUCGCUACAUUGACAGUCAGGACAGCAGCGGCAAACAGGCCUACUGUGACAUCAGCCUGCACGGGCCCUUCUACACAGCCUGCCAGGCCGUCUUCUACACACUCAUCUUUAGACACGGAGCCAUCCUGGGGGGCAACAUGAAGAAAGGUCUGGAGUACCUGCAGAGUCUGAACCUGGAGCGAGUGGUGAUGUGUCAGCUGAACCCCCUCAAAGUCUGCCUGCCGUCAGUCACCAACAUGUUUGCUGCCAUCACCAGGAAGUAUCAGGUGGUGUUCUGCUACACCAUCAUAGAAAAGAACAACCGUCAUGUACUGCCGGUGGUCCGCAGCUCUGGAGGAGGAGACUGUGUGACCACCAACACCAACCCUCUGGACAGCUUCUUUCCCUUCGACCCCUACCUGCUCAAGAGGUCUGGUCAGCUGAUUGAGCCACUGUACCAGGUUUGGGAGGAACUAGCAGACACAGAGCUGCUUGUCACCAAAACAGGCCAGCAGGGCUCGAGGGAGGACGAGGAUGACUUCCUGUGUGGGGAGUCUGCCCAGUCAGAGGGCAUCGUGGGAAUGACACCCAGUUCCUACGACUCCAACCUCCGCAGUCCAAACAGCGUGGGCUCACCCCCCUUUGCCUUCCAGAGACCUUUCUAGCCCCUCAUCAUGGACUGUCCUGCUCUGAUGGACCUACCUGGGGUCCACUGUGAGACCAGAAGCUUGUGAGGAGCAGACGUGGCUCUCACACUCUGUACGGACAUGACCUGAUCAUCCACAUGACAUUUAAUUUAUAAGGACUCAAACACACUGAGACAGUCACACUUCUCUAUUCAUACAAGAGUACUUGUCUUGUGUUAAUGUGUAAAAAAAAAAAAAAGUGCAAAAAUAAUGUCGAAACUGUAAAGAAGGCACCAGUAUCACUGUAAGGAAAUAUUCUGAUGAGGUAUUUUAAGUUAAGUUUGAAAGUCUACAUAUUGUAGAUUGUAGAGUAUUGUAGAGGGGCCUUACUAACUGACAGUUCUGUGCUCAACUCAAAUUAGACCGAGCUUGACAAGUCGUUAUAUUCUAUGGGCAGUAAAAUAUUGUUAUGAUUACUUUCAGAUUUUAUUGGUUCGUAUUUUUUAGGUCUUAAAACAUUACUCAUGUCCAUAUGUACAUUAAAAGCAUCAUUGGUCACUGUAA
Messenger RNA from Thunnus maccoyii (southern bluefin tuna), 2620 nucleotides. RefSeq names its product RRN3 homolog, RNA polymerase I transcription factor (gene rrn3). Bases 266 to 2095 code for a protein of 609 amino acids. NCBI's taxonomy places the organism in Eukaryota, Metazoa, Chordata, Actinopteri, Scombriformes, Scombridae. The record is from RefSeq and is a predicted model, not a curated record. The transcript is spliced from 17 exons. Gene Ontology annotation, cellular component: nucleus. Gene Ontology annotation, biological process: transcription initiation at RNA polymerase I promoter. Gene Ontology annotation, molecular function: RNA polymerase I general transcription initiation factor activity; RNA polymerase I core binding.